CUGGCAAGACUGCGGGCACCGAGUCGUCUGGCAAGACUGCGGGCACCGAGUCAACUGGCGGAACAGCGCGGGCAUCGAGUCGUCUGGCGGAACUGCGGGCACCGAGUCGUCUGGCAAGACUGCGGGCACCGAGUCGUCUGGCAAGACUGCGGGCACCGAGUCGUCUGGCAAGACUGCGGGCACCGAGUCGUCUGGCAAGACUGCGGGCACAGAGUCGUCUGGCAAGACUGCGGGCACAGAGAGUCGUCUGGCAAGACUGCGGGCACAGAGUCGUCUGGCAAGACUGCGGGCACAGAGUCGUCUGGCAUUGGAUCGUCUGGCUCGACAGCGGGCAUCGGGUCACCAGGUAUGACAGUGGGCACUGGGUCACCAGGCAUCAGGUCAUCUGGCUCGCCAGCGGGCACCGCGUCAUCUGGCAAGGCAGUGGGCACCGAGUCACCAGGUACGACAGCGGGCUCUGAGUCAAUUGGCACGACAGCGGGCACCGGAUCAGGUACCGGAUUAUCUGGAUCAACAGCGGGCAUCGAGUCAACUGGCCUAAUAGGAUCAUCAGGCUGGAUCAGCUGAGUACAGGCUUCAGGCUGAGUACAGGCAUCAGGCUGAGUACAGGCAU
Staurois parvus is the source of this 613-nucleotide messenger RNA. The record is from the annotation of a GenBank genome assembly. Lineage: Eukaryota; Metazoa; Chordata; Amphibia; Anura; Ranidae.